This is a messenger RNA of Naegleria fowleri, 852 nucleotides long. RefSeq lists its product as uncharacterized. Lineage: Eukaryota; Heterolobosea; Eutetramitea; Acrasida; Naegleriidae. The transcript has a single exon. The record is from RefSeq and is a predicted model, not a curated record. Bases 1 to 852 code for a protein of 283 amino acids. Gene Ontology annotation, biological process: vesicle fusion. Gene Ontology annotation, molecular function: SNAP receptor activity; SNARE binding. Gene Ontology annotation, cellular component: Golgi apparatus; SNARE complex; endoplasmic reticulum membrane.
AUGAGUUCAUCAUCACCCGCUUAUUACGAUGAAGAAAUUGAGGAAAUUUGUAAGGAAAUCUCAAAGAAGAUUGUAAAGGCAAAUAAGGGGGCUGUUGAGGGAAAGAGGCAAGCCUACUUUGAAGAGAUUGAUAAAGAUAUGGAGAGAGCAAAGAAGGCUUUCAAAAACAUGUAUCGGCUUGUGAGGAAAGAAGGUGUUGAUCAGACCUGGAAGAAGAAACUCUCUCAACACCAAAACGAAAUACGAAAAUUGGAGCAAAAUCUUGCAACAGCAAAGGAUAAAUCAAAUAAGGAUGAUCUUCUAGGCACCUCUACCGCAGGCAGCAAUGAAAAGAAGAAAGAUCCAUCCAAAAAGAAACGUCGGGAUGAAGAUGAUGAGGUUGUAGAGGUAGUGGCCUCGGAGAAGGCUCAGCAAAACAAAUCACGAAAUGAUCAGAUUGCAGAUGAGCUUUUCAAGGAAAUUUAUGAAACGCAAGGAGACUCGCUCGACAUUGUUAAGAGGCUGAUCGAUAAAGCAGAUGAAACAAAAACGAUUGCUGCCGAGUCCAUGGAAAUCCUGAAGAGGCAGAGAGAACAACUCGAGAAAAUAGACAAGGAAAUGGAUGAAUUAGGAAGUAAUAUUAAGAGAGGGACGAAUGAAAUUAAAAGCUUUAUGAGAAGACUUGCCACCGACAAGCUCAUCAUGAUCUUGAUUUUGUUGGUGGUAUUGGCAGUGCUAGGCAUCAUUAUAUGGAGAAUUGUUGAUUUUGUCAUUAAGAAGGUUUCACCUCCUCCCAACAAUAAUAAUAACGGAAACAACAACAAUGGAAAAGUAACACCAUCCCAGAGUCCAAAGCCUGCAAAUUACCAAUAA